Messenger RNA from Fusarium tjaetaba, 1629 nucleotides. RefSeq lists its product as uncharacterized. The record is from RefSeq and is a predicted model, not a curated record. The transcript has 4 exons. Bases 1 to 1629 code for a protein of 542 amino acids. Lineage: Eukaryota; Fungi; Ascomycota; Sordariomycetes; Hypocreales; Nectriaceae.
AUGCAUCCUGGUGCCAUCCCAAUGAAAAUUGAACUCCAGGUUCUGGAGCUCACCCACAGCAUUCCUGGACAAGCAGCUUGCGAAUCCAGGGACUGCAUCUGGGCCCUCCUGACGAUACAUGUUCACGUAAAAACACCCAUCUCUCCCCUGCCACACUGCCUGUGGAGGAACAGGCCUUCUGUUUUGGCCGCCAGCAGAGAGCUCAUCGCCCUGGGGAGUGUGUCAGUUACUGAAUGGAUAGAAGAAGCUCCUGGAGAACAGGCUCCCAAAGAACAGGCCCCAGGGAUCGAUCCUAAACGGAUUGAACAGGAAGAACAGGAACAGGAAUAUGACGAGCACGAAAGAAAGUUAACCCGUAGUAAAGCGUAUCUUCAUCGGCACCUGGCUCUCGAUCGCACAGACUUUAAUGCCAUAGACUCUUGGAAGAGUCUCAGCGGCAGCAUUGCCGCCGUUUUGAACGUCCCCAGCAUUCAUAAUGCUACCUGGGACAGUCUCGAUGAGGCCCUCCAGCAGAAGUUCAUCAGCUAUGCCCCUAAUGCAGAAGAGCUUUUUGAACCGUAUGGCAUGAACCAGCGAAUAUUUCAACGAUGGGUUUGGGAGAUUGUUGAUGAGAAUUUCUUUUCCCAUAAAAGCAAGGACAUAGUUUGGGCCUCACCCUACUGGGAAGCCCAGGCAACCAUCAAGCGCUAUUUACGAGACCAACCCAACCCAACAGACCACGACUUCCGCUACGAUCGUAAUCUUGACUCCCACAAGUUUCCACAUUGGAGAUAUACCACGAUCGAUUUCUACAUGUCACUUGAAGACACCCCGCAGAGCGUACGGAGGAUUGAUCCUACCUGUGUUGUCCCUAUCAUUGCCAAGGCGCUCGGCCGGUAUUUCCCAGAGGAGUACGAUGGAAGAGAUCCCGCCAACGAAACCCACCCGGUUCUUCUAAAUCUUGCUAGUAUCGUGGUCGACCUGGAUUUCCUCUUUGACACCAACCUGACUGUCUUCUCCCAUGUCUUUCACCACCCCAUAACUCAACAAACCUCCGGGUUUUCUUUCCAACGUAACCUUGAAGGAAUAGAGGGCCAGACUAUGGAAGACCAUUAUGGCGGUCUCGGCCGUAAUGAAGAGGGACAAAAUGUCGAUCUUGUAGUUAAUCCAAUGCUGCUGCAGCGCGGGUACUACUAUGGAUACGAUUACGGAGUCAAGACAGCUGCGCAUCCCAUGCAAGUUUGCGUCGCUUGGCUCGAGGCUCACCGCAACCCGCCAGAUUCGCCAGAGGUGGACGGAGAGGAAGAGCAUACUGCGGGAACAGAUGAGGCGACUGCGGAGGAGAGGAGCGAGGGACAUAGUGAUCAUGGUUCUGAGGACGAGGGUAACAAGGAGCAAGGCGAUCAAGUAGAGGGGCUGCCAAAGGAGGAGGAGAAGAGCAGAGAGGAAGUAGACAAAGACGAGGAUAAUGAAGCGAUAACUAACCAGGGGGGAAAGAAUAACAAGAACAAGAAGAGGGCAGGUAAGAAGGGAGAUGAAAGCGAGGAAGAGGAGGAUCAAACAAAGCAGAAGGAGAAAAAGAUAAACCCAAAGAACACGACUAAAAGCAAGAAAGUGAAAAGGAACAAACAGAAGCGUCGUCAGAAAUGA